Gigantopelta aegis is the source of this 2597-nucleotide messenger RNA. RefSeq names its product disintegrin and metalloproteinase domain-containing protein 10-like. Lineage: Eukaryota; Metazoa; Mollusca; Gastropoda; Neomphalida; Peltospiridae. Gene Ontology annotation, cellular component: plasma membrane. Gene Ontology annotation, molecular function: metalloendopeptidase activity. The transcript has a single exon. Gene Ontology annotation, biological process: membrane protein ectodomain proteolysis; Notch signaling pathway. The record is from RefSeq and is a predicted model, not a curated record. The coding region runs from base 75 to 2552 and encodes 825 amino acids.
GGAUCCGUAUCAACAAAAGUAAAUAGAGACGUUAUUUUUAAAACAUUUAAAUUGAUUGGAAACAUCAAAGAACAAUGGCAAAAAUUGUUAUUAUGAUUAUUAACUUUAUCAUGCUACAUUCACUGCACCGUUGUAAACUUGUAGCAAUUACCGAUACCAACUGGUUCAGUAACAAGAAGUACAACAAUGAACAACAGAUGAACAAAGAUAACUUGGUGCCGAGUGGAACCUAUGAGACCGAUAUUCAGUUUCAAAACAUUAUAACAACAUUCAAUAAUACAAGCUAUGAAAAAAAUAUAAAGUUCAGGGCAUUUGAUUCUCAUUUUAAUAUUUAUCUAAAGAAACAGCCUCUAUUCCAUCAUAAAAUGACAAUAACUCAUCAAGUUGGAAGCAAUACUAACGUAGAUAUUCCCAUAUUUUAUAUUGGAUUCAAUUACGAUGUAUCCUUGUCUGCUGUACGUGGCAGAUUUCAUAGUAAUAACUUCAAAGGCAGACUAAGCUGGAAUAAUAUUACAAUUGAAAUUGAUUGUCCAAAUGCAAAGGCUGUUGAUAGAGACAUUAAUCUUAAAUACGUAUUAUCAUGUAAAAUAAAUUCCUUCAAAUCCGAUGACCCUAUUGUAACAGACGAUUACAUUUUUCUGGAACAAAAACACAGGGAUUGGGAUCACGUUAAAAAUAACACGUAUAGACCGCAUCACAGACAUAGACGUUCACCUAAGCAACGUCGGUCAUGCGGCGUUCACUUGGUUGCAGACCAUUUAUAUUUUAAACACGUUGGUAGUUUGAGUCUUGGUAGCACAGUUGAAGCAAUGGCAAGUAGUCUUGCUACAGCAGAUGCCAUUUUUCGCAGCACAGACUUCGAUGGCGAUGGAUUUGGUGACAACGUUGGAUUUGUUGUUGAAAAUAUUACAAUUUACAAUAACCCUUAUGCACCUGGUUAUAAAUUAAAGGAAACACGUUCGUUAUCGGUUGAUUAUCUUCGUCGUUUUGCAGAAUACGAUUUUAGUAACUACUGUCUAGGUGUGGCUUUCACUUACACAGAUUUUGAACGUGGAAUUAUUGGUUUAGCCUGGGCGGCAACAGCAAACCGUUACAAAAAAAGCGGGGGAAUAUGUGAGUCAGCACAAUCAGUCAGAAGGUCAAUAGAACAAGUCACAAGUUACAAUUCCUUGUUAAUAAGUCAGCUUAAUGAUGGUAAAUUCUGUUCCAGGGAGAAGGCUGCAUUGGCUCUAACACAUGAAUUUGGUCAUAGUUUUGGCGCGAUCCAUGACAAACUAGGUGGAAAAGGCUGUGCACCAAAUAAUGAAUAUGGGAACUACAUUAUGUAUGAAUAUGUCGUUUCAGGAGACAAACCAAAUAACAAACAAUUUUCCAGCUGCAGUAUUGAAUAUAUACAUCCUGUUAUUGUAAGGAAGGGGUUUUGUUUAAAAACAGACACAGGACCUGUCUGUGGCAAUGCUAUUAUCGAAGAUGGUGAGGAAUGUGAUUGUGGAACAUCUGGAACAUGCCGUUACAUUGAUCCUUGUUGUGUGCCAAGUGAUGUUAGUAACAGUGUAGACAUACCUUGUACUUUUGGCCACAACAAAACUAAAACGUGUUCACCAAAACGUUCUGAUUCGGCAUGUUGUUCAGAAGACUGUGUACCAAUAAGCUCAAGCAGAAAACAAACUUGUAAACACAGAUCUGACUGCACACGUGCAUCUUACUGUGAUGGGGUCAGUUCAUCGUGUCCUGCUCCUGUUAACCUUCCAGAUGGAAAAUCUUGUAAUGGCGGAAGACAAAUAUGCGUAUCAGGGAAAUGUUCGAAGAGUAUUUGUGAAUGGUUAAAACUCAAAGACUGCCAGUGUACUAGUAAACCAUUAUAUUGUCAUGUUUGCUGCAAGGAGUACAAUGCAAGUAAAGACGAAUGUGCUCCGGUCGGGGGUUUUGCGGGUGCACCUAAAUACUCGGUAAACCUAAGAACUGAAAAGGGUUACGGAUGUAAUGCUAACACAGGUUUUUGUGAUGAUAAACAUGUAUGCGUUAUGGAAAGUUUGGACAAUGUUCUGGACAUAGUGGACACAUUCUUAAGUAGUCGUUUCCAACGAGAUAUUGAUGAUUGGAUAAAAAAUCAUUUGUUUUAUGUAUUUCUGGGAAUUGUAUUUAUUGUGGCUAUCAUAAUGGUAUUUGUUAUACGUUGGAAAAUGCAUCAUGAUACCCACGUAGAAGCUCUGAGAGUGGGAAGGUUAACUAUUGCUCUCGAGGAAGCACUUGGUCAAACAGGUAUCUAUUUUAACAAGUUGAAAACUUUCGAAAAGAAAAUGAACUGCAGAAUUCGUCAAAUAAUGUUCGGAAUAGAAAUGGAUUCUGUAGAUGCUGUCGUACGUCUUUCUUUAUUUUUCCCUACAGCAUCCGUACCUUUACUUUUAGAAACUGCAAAGUGUAGUGCAAAUGAAGAAGCAGCCGUGCGAAUACUAUUAAUCAGAGGGUUUCCCAUGCGGGGAUUCUGUGUUUCAGUUGUUGAUGAUCCAAGUCACUGUUUGUUGCAAACGGAUCCAACACGAACUCCAUGAUGAUUUUUUUAAAUAAAAUAUAUUGUAUAUAUAAAAAAAAACCUA